Molecule: messenger RNA, 722 nt
Organism: Rhizophagus irregularis DAOM 181602=DAOM 197198
Lineage: Eukaryota; Fungi; Glomeromycota; Glomeromycetes; Glomerales; Glomeraceae
Source: RefSeq, a predicted model, not a curated record
AAUAUUUGGCGUGAUAUUUUUAAUUCUUUAAAUUAAUUUAGUUUCCAUAUGUCGAAAAAUUUGCACAAUUCUUGGCCAAUUCAUUGGGUUUACAGAAAAUCUUCGGGAGGUUUCUGUGCAUUUUAAUAAUAUGUUGGUGAUACAACUUUCAAAGAAAAUGCAAGAACUGACAGCGAUUAAAAUCGCAUCUGAGUUCAAUAAAUAUUCUUCACAGAAGAUGUUUCAUCUUACUUUAGUAAAUGUUAGAAAUGUCCAAUUGUACGUCAAGAGAUUAUUUGUUCCAACAAAUUUUAAUGUAAGGCAAUUGCGUUCGACUAGUUAUCAAACAGAAGAAAAAAAUAUUUUUUUGAGAAUUGCUAGUGGAAAUUUGGAUGUCAAUAUCAGUAACGAAUUUUCUGCAGAAAUGGAAGAGACCGUUAAAAAGAAACCGCCAAGUAAAACGUCCAUUCAAAUGAUUUUUACUGGAUUUCAUGAACAUAAUAGUGAUGUUUCUCCAGUUUUUAAAGAUUUACUUCCGUUGUAAACGGUCGAAUAUCAAGCACGAAAAGAUGAUAAAAUUCAACCACCAAAUGUAAUUAUUAAAUAUUAAGAACGAACAAAUUAAUCGUGGAUUGGCGUAGAUGGAUAAAUAAUUAGCCGAAAAGGAUAAACAUUUAGGAAGAGUAAUGAUCUACAUGAUGUAAUAUUUAUUGAAUGAUUGACAAGGAACCAAUAGGAUAAAU